This is a messenger RNA of Pteropus alecto (black flying fox), 4013 nucleotides long. It is a transcript of the gene RIPOR3, whose product is annotated as RIPOR family member 3. NCBI's taxonomy places the organism in Eukaryota, Metazoa, Chordata, Mammalia, Chiroptera, Pteropodidae. The record is from RefSeq and is a predicted model, not a curated record.
GACGGGCUUCCCGGAGUCCCGGCUCCGCUGCCGAGUCCCAGAGCGGGCGAGAGCCAGCGCUCGCUUCAGCGAUCCAGGCUGCUCGGAGGAGGAUGGCGUGACACGGCCGCGAACGCCCAGAGCCGCCGAUGGUGACAGCCAUGUCGGUGAGGGUGCGGUUCCUGUCCUCUGCGGACGCAGGGGCCGUGGGUGUCAUGGGCCGGAGCGCCUCCUUCGCGGGCUUCAGCAGCGCGCAGAGCCGCAGGAUCGCAAAAUCCAUCCAAAGGAACUCGGUGAGGUCUCGAAUGCCUGCAAAAUCCUCCAAGAUGUAUGGCACGCUGCGGAAGGGGUCUGUCUGCCCAGACCCAAAGACGCAGCAAGUGAAGAAGAUCUUCGAAGCACUGAAGAGAGGCCUCAAGGAGUCUCUGUGUGCCCAGCAGGCCGAGCUGGAUUACCUGUCAGGGCGCCACAAGGAUACCCACAGGAAUUCCAGGCUGGCUUUCUAUUACGACCUGGACAAGCAAACGCGCUUUGUGGAAAGGCACAUUCGGAAGAUGGAAUUUCACAUCAGCAAGGUGGACGAACUCUACGAGGGCUACUGCAUCCAGUGCCGCCUGCGUGAUGGUGCCUCCAACAUGCAGCGGGCCUUCUCCAAGUGCCCACCCAGCCGCGCCUCCAGGGAGAGCCUGCAGGAGCUGGGCCGCAGCCUGCAGGAGUGCACCGAGGACAUGUGGCUCAUCGAGGGAGCCCUGGAGGUCCACCUGGGCGAGUUCCACGUCAGGAUGAAAGGCUUGGUGGGCUACGCACGCCUCUGCCCGGGAGACCAGUAUGAGGUGCUCAUGCGCCUGGGCCGCCAGCGCUGGAAGCUGAAGGGCCGGAUCGAGUCCGAUGACAGCCAGACCUGGGACGAGGAGGAGAAGGCCUUCAUCCCCACCCUGCACGAGAACUUCGAGAUCAAAGUGACAGAGCUAAGAGGCCUGAGCUCGCUGGCCGUAGGCACAGUGACGUGUGACAUCACCGACUUCUUCACGACGCGGCCGCAUGUCAUCGUGGUGGACAUCACAGAGCUGGGCACCAUCAAGCUGCAGCUGGAAGUGCUGUGGAACCCGUUUGACACUGAGAUCUUCCUGGUGUCACCCAGUCCCACGGUCAAGUUCUCUGUGGGCAGCAGGAAGGGCUCCUUGUACAACUGGACACCCCCGAGCACCCCCAGCUUCCGGGAGAGGUACUACCUGUCUGUCCUGCAGCAACCAGCACAGCAGACCUUGCCGCUGGGUGGGCCAAGGGCCACGUCCAUCCUCAGCUACCUGUCUGACAGCGACCUUCGGAGCCCAGGCCUGUGGAGCCGGAGUCAGGAGCUGCCUGAGAUGGACUCCUUCAGCUCUGAGGACCCCCGAGACACCGAGACCAGUACCUCGGCAUCCACCUUGGACGUGGGGUUCCUGCCCUUGGCCAUCGGCCCCAAUGCCUCCAUUGAAGAGGAGGCUCAGGAGGACCCCCCAUCCCCGGGCCUCCUGCCAGAGAUGGCCCACCUGGCAGGAGGUUCAUUCGUGGAGCGGCCUGGCUGGAGAAAUCGGGGAGUAGAGAUCCCUAACCUGCCCCGGGGCUCCACAUUCCACAACCGUACGAUGCCAGGUGGCCAGUGUAAAGGCCGUGAUGAAGGAGAAACCGGGCAUGGAGUGGACGAGCCGGGGGUGACCCUCGAGAGGCCCCUGCGGGAGGUCCUGGACUUACUGAGGUGCACAGACCCCUCCCAGCCCCGGCUCCGGGAGCUGGAGUACCAGGUCCUCAGCUUCAGGGACCGGCUGAAGCCCUGCGGAGGCCGCCGGGAGCACAGCUCGGCCGAGAGCCUGAUGGACUGCAUCCUGGAGAGCUUCGCCUUCCUCAACGCCGACCUCGCCCCACACGAGCUGUCCCUCUUUGGGGGUUCCCGGGGUCCCCGAAACGACAGGACCCCGCCCCCACUGCCGUCGCUGAGAGGGUCAUCCAGGGAGCUCACGGCCGGCGCCCCCGAGCUGGACAUUCUGCUCACGGUCCACCUCCAAGUCUGCAAAGCUCUGCUGCAGAAGCUGGCCUCUCCCAAUUUGUCGAGGAUGGUCCAGGAGUGCCUCCUGGAAGAAGCUGCGCAGCAAAAGCAGGUUCUGGAGACGCUUUCCAUGCUCGAUUUUGAGAAGGUCAGCCAGGCAGCGUCCAUUGAAGAGAUCAUUCCGCAGGCCGCGCGGAGGAAGGGCUGCCUGAAGCUGUGGAGCGGGUGCACGGCGGCCGGCGGGGUCCUGGCCUGCUCCGCCAUGGACCAGCUCAAAAAGACGGUCCUGCAUCGAGUCAGGGGGAAGUACCCGGGACAGCUGGAAAUAGCAUGCCGCAGGCUCCUGGAGCAGGUGGUCAGCUGCGGCGGGCUGCUCCCUGGAGCUGAGCUGCUGGAAGAACAGACUGUCACCUGGUUCCAGUUUCAUAGCUACCUGCAGAGACACAGUGUCUCGGACCUGGAGAAACACUUUGCCCAGCUCACCAAGGAAGUAACACUCGUGGAGGAGCUGAAGUGCACGGGGCAGGCCAAGACGAUCCGGAAGCUGCAGGGGAAGAAGCAGCUGGGCCAGCUCCAGCCCCUGCCCCAGACAUUAAGGGCCUGGGCGCUGCUCCAGCUGGACGGGCCCCCCAGGGUGUGCAGGGCAGCCAGUGCUGGCCUGGCCAGCGCAGCCAAGAACAAGAGCUUUCGGGAAAAGGCUUUGCUCUUCUACACCAAUGCCCUGACCGGGAACGACGCGAAACUCCAGCAAGCCGCGUGCGUGGCGCUGAAGCACCUCAGGGGCAUCGAAAGCAUUGAUCAGAUUGCCAGCUUGUGCCAAUCCGACCUGGAGACUGUGCGCGCAGCGGCUCGGGAGGCCACGCUGUCAUUUGGUGAAAAAGGACGCUUCGCCUUUGAGAAGAUGGACAAAUUUUGCUCAGAACAAAGAGAAGAUGACUUUUGCCAGGAGGCAGAUGUUGAAAUCACAGUAUUUUAAAGAGCCUCAGUGGAUGAGCUAAAUCUGACAUCUUUGUUUUUGCUGCUGCCCAGUCUCGACACAGGACCUGAGCUUUGGGUGGGGGCAUGCUGUGUGCUCCCAGAAGUGUGAGCUGGCCAGAGCUGCUCCCUGAGUCUUGGGACCAGUUGCAAAGCCCUAGGUCACAAGUGGGACUUUUGUACAGGAGCAGAACAAGGCAAGGCAUGGCACUUCGGAGGCUGCACAGCUUCAGUCAGCCUCUGGCUUUGAGACUGUCUGACCUGGGAUGCAGCAGAGCUGGGUCAGCAUCAGUCGGCCACGCUUCGAAGGGGUCGAGGCCAGCAGGUUGAGGCUUGGAAUGAGACUCCAAGAUGAACAUGCUGAACUUGAGGUCUCCCUGCAGGUCAGCUGGCGCGGCAUUUCUGGUUUGGCUGAGGAAGCCAGCAGGCCGGUGAACGGUCAAGGCAUUUCAACUGCAGCGAGCUGUCACUUGGGUGGGCUGGGGAAGAUGGGAAGGUACAGAGCAAGGGUUUCUAUAACUCACUCUUAACCCGAGCCGUGGCCUGCUGCCUGUGGACCUUAUUUUAUGUUCACUGUGUUCGACAGCACAAAGGAGAAGCCUUGAGUGUCAUGUGAGUAAAAGCAUUCACUUGGAGCUCACGAAACGGAGUCCAACUUUUGAAGCAAGAGAACUUAGAGUCCACUAAAUGAAUUGCUUCAGAAGCCAUAAGCUGGUGUGAAGAAAGAUUUUACUGAAGAGAAUGUUGCUUUAGAGAAAGAAAAUUAGUGUCUUAUUUAAGUUUAUUAAAAAAACUCAAACAUAUCCUGCGCUGUUUGUUAAUAACGUCACAAUAACACGGGGCUCGAAUGUGGCUAUCGACCGACAGUGGCAUUGGAGGGCUUCGUAACUUAAACAUUCUCACUUAGACUUCCUGUAUAUAUUUUGUGCUUUUCAGUUUAACUUAGUAUUUAUUUGCCUUGUUUCUAUGUUCAAUUUUCUGAAAUUUCAAUUAAAAAAUGGUUUGCAUUGGUGUUUCGCUUCACCUGAAAAAA